Messenger RNA from Prorocentrum cordatum, 627 nucleotides. Lineage: Eukaryota; Dinophyceae; Prorocentrales; Prorocentraceae. The record is from the annotation of a GenBank genome assembly.
AUGGAGGCCGGAAAGGAGAAGGUGAAGCAGCUUGUGGAGGAGAAGCUCGUCAAGGAGCGGGGGAUCAACCCCGUGACCAUCGUGCGGAACUACGAGCCGUGGCUGUUCGGCCUCUUCACGCCGCAUCCCCGCUACCCCCCGCAGAAGCUCACGCUCGACUCGCUGCUGGUGCACGGCAUCCCCAGGUUGGCCCUCCUGACCAUCCUGGCGGUUUGCAGUGUGGUCGGGAUGGUACUGGUUCUGUACUGGAUCGGCCUGUGGUGGUUGCUAACGUUUGUCUCUAUACCUCUGGGAUAUGCUGGCUACCUUAAGGCAAAACGUGCAACGGUUGCCACCACUGAAGAGCGCAAGAAGGUGGCCGACGUCGACCUCAAAUGGUUUGAGAACUGCAAGGAGUGCUUCAGCCCAGAUUCGAUGGCAGUGCAGCUUUCGCGGCAAAAGUUGGUGAAGGAAGCUUUGGCCAACGUUAGGCCGCAGGAGUCCGCGAAUUUCAAUAGCUACGUCGGUGGUGCAACCUCUUUGGCCGUGUACGGGUGUGGCAUUCUCGCUGCUGGCCACGUUGGUGGGCUCAGGGCCCUGGAGCAGCAUGGUCUGGCCCAACGGGGCCUUCGGAUUGUACGUAAUUAG